Messenger RNA from Pelecanus crispus (Dalmatian pelican), 2581 nucleotides. Lineage: Eukaryota; Metazoa; Chordata; Aves; Pelecaniformes; Pelecanidae. The record is from RefSeq and is a predicted model, not a curated record.
GGGGCCAAAGGUAAAGCCAGCCUGCCUAACUUCUUAGACCAUAUCAUUGCUUCUGUGGUGGAAAAUAAGAAGACAUCUGAUGCGGCAAAACGAGCUAGUAAUUUAGCUGACACACAGAGAGAGGUGAAGGAAAUGGUAAUGGGCUUAAAUGUGCUGGAUCCCCACACUUCCCACUCUUGGCUGUGUGAUGGUAGACUCCUUUGCCUUCAUGAUCCUAGCAACAAAAACAACUGGAAGAUCUUCAGGGAGUGCUGGAAACAAGGCCAGCCCGUGCUGGUAUCUGGUGUCCAUAAGAAGUUGAAGUCAGAGCUUUGGAAACCAGAAGCUUUCAGCCUGGAAUUUGGAGAUCAAGAUGUAGAUUUGGUGAACUGCAGGAACUGUGCCAUAAUUUCAGACGUGAAAGUGCGUGACUUCUGGGAUGGCUUUGAGAUAAUAUCUAAACGGCUCAGGUCAGACGAUGGUCAGCCAAUGGUGCUAAAGUUAAAGGAUUGGCCUCCAGGGGAGGACUUUAGAGAUAUGAUGCCUACAAGGUUUGAGGACUUGAUGGAAAAUCUUCCUCUUCCUGAAUAUACCAAGAGGGAUGGCAGACUGAAUUUGGCUUCCAGGCUGCCAAGCUACUUUGUCCGUCCUGACUUGGGUCCCAAAAUGUACAACGCCUAUGGCUUAAUUACUGCAGAAGACAGACGAGUUGGUACCACAAACCUGCACUUGGACGUGUCUGAUGCUGUUAAUGUCAUGGUGUACGUUGGGAUUCCCAUUGGGGAAGGGACCCAUGAUGAUGAGGUUCUGAAAACAAUUGAUGAGGGAGAUGCUGACGAUGUAACAAAGCAGCGAAUCCAUGAAGGAAGAGAGAAACCUGGAGCAUUGUGGCACAUCUAUGCUGCCAAGGAUGCUGAAAAGAUACGGGAACUUCUCCGGAAGGUUGGAGAAGAGCAAGGCCAAGAAAAUCCCCCAGAUCAUGACCCCAUUCAUGACCAAAGUUGGUACUUGGACCAGACCUUACGUAAGCGACUCUAUGAUGAGUAUGGUGUACAAGGCUGGGCAAUAGUGCAGUUCCUUGGAGAUGCUGUGUUCAUUCCUGCAGGUGCUCCCCAUCAGGUCCAUAAUUUGUACAGCUGCAUUAAAGUGGCAGAAGAUUUUGUAUCUCCAGAACAUGUGAAGCACUGCUUCCGUCUGACCCAGGAGUUCAGGCACCUGUCUAAUACUCAUACAAACCAUGAGGAUAAACUGCAGGUGAAGAACAUUAUCUACCAUGCAGUGAAAGAUGCUGUUGGCACACUGAAAGCUCAUGAAUCCAAACUAGCUAGAUCGUAGGAAUUGCUAAUUCCAAAUGCCCUGUGAAGUAAGCCUUUUGCUCACAGUAUAUACGGGGACUGCACAUGACUGCCUCUGCAGGAGCAGAGGCUUCUCACUAAGAGCUGGUGUGGUCAGUAUUACACACACUCUUCAGCCACUGUUUUCUACGCUGCCUCAACACUGAAGGUCUAACAGAAGGUCGCACUGUUACAUGCAGAAUUCCAGAUUCUAAUGAAAGGUGCCAUGUCCCUUUCCUGUGGCCUUUUGCAAAUUGGAAGAACAUGGAAACCACUUGGUGUUCCUGCAUAUUAUGAUUAGAAAUGGUAUAAAGAGUGUGGAUGUUUUUUUUCCUCAUGCCUAGUUAGUCUCCACAAAGUUAGAAGGAAUGUGCUGGAGGUGGGUUGUCCUACUGCAGACUUAGUUGAUAGCUGCUGAAGGAGUGUGACCAACAGUAGCCCAACUGCAGAAAUUUAAGCAAACUUCCCAUGUGAGAUACAGGCCAAGGAAAAGAAUAAAGCUAUUCUCUGCACUCCCCUUCUUGUAGCCGUUUCUCUGUACACUGUAGAGUUGCAGAAAAAAAGGGAGAACCCACUUCUUUCCCCCAGGAGACUCCAGAAAUAGGAGAAUUGUGUAUUUAGUGAAAAACUAGGUUUGUAGUGAAACAGUUAAUAUUUCAUGAAAGUAGAUAUUUUUAGUAUUUUUGAAGUACCACAACUGUUCCUGGAUUUUCAAGGAAAGGCGCAUUACAUUUAGUCUUCCUUUCAAUAAAAUCAAGAAGUGAUUUUUAGAAAGCAGUCCAAAAUAGCACAAAAACAGCCAAAGGAGAGUGAAUAGAAAUUGACACCCCACCUCCCUUGCCCAUAUUCCUCACCCAUCUUCCCCCCUCCCCCUACGCCACCUUGCUUCCUCAGAAUGAGAAGUAAAAAGGAGUAUGAACUCUGUUCUCAUGUGGAGAUGUUGUACAUCUCUCCCUGCACUGGUGACUGCAGGCAAUAGUUAUCUAAUACCAGUGCUAGCUGAAAACAUCUAUCCUUUCCAAAGUGAAGGAAAAGUUAACUUUCAGUGUCAACUUUGUCCAGAACUAUUUUAAGUAAAAUGUUCCUGCUUGAUAGAACUGUAUUCAGAAUUUACUAAUGUCAGCAUUGAUGCAAUGGAUUUCAUUGUCUGGGUACAUGGGGAAAUGUAUCUACCUUAUAUCCAGCUGUACUGUAGUGCCACCUGCAGGCCUGUUAAUAUGUUCACGGUUAUUUCAUUUUUUUAAAAAUAAAAGUCAUUUACUGUAACA